AUCAGUCCUUUGGAAAGCUCGGGAUAGGGUUAGGGUGGUUCAUUUCUUCCUCCACUGAACUUCAGGGCAAACGAGCUGAAGCUGCAGAUAUCUUAAAACUUCCAGCGCAGCUGUCAGUUUUAGGGGUGGAGGAGACCCCCACACCCUCACAGUAUCUUUCUUUUAAGGGGGAAGGUUUGUCUUUCUGAAUUUGACCACCAGCAGCAGGCUAGUUUUGCACAACCUAUUGGACUCUGGAAAGAGCGGUUCCCCCUGUAUGUGCAAACUGUGCACCCGGAUUGUAGUGCUGAGGGAGGCGGGAGUUUGUACCCUAUGCGUGUGACUGGCGCGGUGGCUGACACUGAUAUUUGAUGGAGCUUGGUUAGGAACUUGAAUAAUCACGUAUUUUUUUUCUUUCCCGGUAUUUAACUGUACUUAGACUGUGGCGGUUUAGAGGCUGCACUGGAAGAGCUUUGACUGAGUGCACACACAUUGCCAAGUGCGCGCCUGGGGGCCGCGGGCUCUGCGGACUGAGAAGUUGCCGGAGGGAAAGAGAGAGCUUUAAGUCAUGUGGAGGGAAUUACCUUGCGCGGGGUGAUGCUGUGCUAGCCGGAACCACCAGGGGGCGCGUGAGUCGGGUUCUCAGCCCAGCAUCUGCCUCCAGCGCAAGACGCCCGGGCUGCUCAGAAGGUGGACCUCUCUCCUCGUGUGAAGCUGCUGUUUCCCAGCGCCACACCUCCCACCUCGCCUGGCCGCGGCCAUCGGUGCUCCAACCACCAGCUUCCCCGAUGCCCUGAGGAUGGAGCCGGCUUUUCCGGAGGGAUCCAGCUCCGGCCCGCAGAGCACCAGCGCCACCUCCCCAAUCUCCUCUCUCUGAGCCAGCCAAGCCCGGGAGCCAGAAUUUAAAGAACAAACAAGGGACGCCCUCACCCCGCUCCACAAGCAUCUGGGACCAGCCCUUUGCAGCCGAUCACUUGCACAGAACAGAGAAUGCAGAAAAUGAGCAACAUCUAUGAAUCGGCAGCAAAUACCCUGGGAAUCUUUAGCAGCCCAUGCCUGACUAAAGUGGAGCUGCGAGUUGCAUGCAAAGGCAUAUCAGACCGGGAUGCCCUUUCCAAGCCAGAUCCCUGUGUCAUCCUGAAAAUGCAGUCACAUGGGCAGUGGUUUGAGGUUGACAGGACAGAAGUGAUUCGAACCUGUAUAAAUCCAAUCUUCUCCAAGUUAUUCACAGUGGACUUCUACUUUGAAGAGGUUCAGCGGCUACGGUUUGAAGUCCAUGACAUUAGCAGCAACCACAAUGGACUGAAAGACGCAGAUUUUCUUGGUGGCAUGGAAUGCACUCUUGGACAAAUAGUUUCACAGAGGAAACUCUCCAAAUCCUUACUGAAACAUGGGAACACAGCAGGGAAAUCAUCCAUAACAGUGAUUGCUGAAGAAUUAUCUGGCAACGAUGACUAUGUUGAACUUUCAUUCAGUGCACGGAAAUUAGAUGACAAGGAUUUUUUCAGCAAAUCUGAUCCAUUUCUGGAGAUUUUCCGGAUGAAUGAUGACGCCACGCAGCAGCUCGUCCACAGGACUGAGGUUGUGAUGAAUAACUUAAAUCCAGCCUGGAAAUCAUUUAAAGUGUCUGUAAAUUCUCUGUGCAGUGGAGAUGAGGAUCGCAGACUAAAGUGCAUAGUUUGGGACUGGGAUUCCAAUGGCAAACAUGACUUCAUUGGAGAAUUUAGUUCAACAUUCAAGGAAAUGCGAGGAGCAAUGGAAGGGAGACAGGUACAGUGGGAGUGCAUAAACCCCAAGUACAAAGCAAAGAAGAAGAGUUACAAGAAUUCAGGCAUUGUCAUUCUUAACCAGUGCAAGAUCCACAAGAUGCAUUCUUUCUUAGAUUACAUCAUGGGUGGAUGCCAAAUACAGUUUACAGUAGCUAUCGAUUUCACAGCAUCAAAUGGAGAUCCCAGGAACAGCUGCUCUCUGCACUACAUCCAUCCGUAUCAGCCUAAUGAGUAUUUGAAGGCAUUGGUUGCUGUUGGGGAGAUUUGCCAAGACUAUGACAGUGAUAAAAUGUUCCCAGCCUUUGGUUUUGGAGCCAGGAUACCACCGGAAUAUAAAGUCUCGCACGACUUUGCAAUCAACUUUAAUGAAGACAACCCAGAAUGUGCAGGGAUACAAGGAGUCGUUGAAGCGUAUCAGAGCUGCCUUCCUAAGCUACAGCUUUAUGGGCCGACAAACAUUGCUCCCAUCAUCCAGAAGGUGGCUAAGUCAGCCUCGGAGGAGACUAACACCAAGGAGGCAUCGCAAUAUUUCAUCUUGCUGAUUCUGACAGACGGCGUGAUCACAGACAUGGCUGACACCCGGGAGGCCAUCGUUCAUGCUUCCCACCUGCCUAUGUCAGUCAUCAUCGUUGGGGUUGGAAACGCUGAUUUCAGCGACAUGCAGAUGCUAGAUGGCGACGACGGGAUUUUGAGGUCCCCCAAAGGCGAGCCUGUUCUUCGAGACAUCGUCCAGUUUGUGCCAUUUAGGAACUUCAAACACGCAUCCCCAGCUGCACUAGCAAAAAGCGUUUUGGCUGAAGUUCCAAAUCAAGUGGUGGACUAUUACAAUGGCAAAGGGAUUAAACCAAAAUGUAUGUCAGAGUACGAGUCUUCCAGGACACUAGCGCCAUGAACUGCCCCGCACACUUUUACAGAGCUCAAAACUGCUACUACUACAACUACAGUACUUUAAAACAAACAACAAAAUAGCACGUUUUGGUGAUUUUUAACUAAAAUAAUUUUUUUUGCAUGUGUAGCCUAAAGGCUUGAAUCUGUUAAGCGGUUGUUAUUGUUGAAAACUUUUUAUGAGAAGAAGGAAACGAACUCUUUACAGCAUGUCGCCUUGAAAUAAAAAGUUAUCUGUAUCUGGUUUUUAUACAGGUUUGUUGAAAUUUUGCUAAAUUUCUUAUUAUCUUUCCACUGUAAAGCAUUUUGAAACAUUUGAGAGUGGAUAGCCAAAAUAUCUUUGGUUUUAUCUGCUACAAAACGAAAGAUUUUUCAAAAUGGCAGAUGCAUGAACUGUAUUUUGCAUGUUUAAAAUAAAAACAACACAGUUUUGCA
This is a messenger RNA of Chelonia mydas (Green sea turtle), 3068 nucleotides long. RefSeq names its product copine 4 (gene CPNE4). Gene Ontology annotation, molecular function: calcium-dependent phospholipid binding. Bases 970 to 2640 code for a protein of 556 amino acids. Gene Ontology annotation, cellular component: plasma membrane. The transcript is spliced from 16 exons. The record is from RefSeq and is a predicted model, not a curated record. Gene Ontology annotation, biological process: cellular response to calcium ion. NCBI's taxonomy places the organism in Eukaryota, Metazoa, Chordata, Testudines, Cheloniidae.